Molecule: messenger RNA, 2971 nt
Organism: Dunckerocampus dactyliophorus (ringed pipefish)
Lineage: Eukaryota; Metazoa; Chordata; Actinopteri; Syngnathiformes; Syngnathidae
Product: DNA topoisomerase 1
Exons: 20
Coding region: 528-2756 (742 amino acids)
Biological process (GO): chromosome segregation; DNA replication; DNA topological change
Cellular component (GO): nucleolus; chromosome
Molecular function (GO): DNA topoisomerase type I (single strand cut, ATP-independent) activity; DNA binding
Source: RefSeq, a predicted model, not a curated record
AUGAGAUUAUUUCAAGCACGUCUGCUCGGAGGUCCACCAGAAACUUUACUCCCCCUUCCACUCUGCUGAUGUGGUUUAGCAGCUGUUUAUAGCGGGGAGUCAAACUGUAGCGAAGUCGAUCUUCAGCUUGCAAAAUGGUCGCCAAGUCUCUGAGUUGAGUGUCGAGUAACUUUCCGGCAAACUCUGACACACUUUUAUGAUCCACUCCGAAGUCCCGUGACAGCUUUGCUAGGAAGUCAAGUUUGUCAUCCCUUUCAAGACUUCUGUAGAAGUGCAUAAACUCCAAGCUGCUGGAUUCAGGAGGAGGAGGAGACUUCUCUCUUGUUUCGUAUGUGGGUAGAGGAGAUACGACUCUUGCCAAUAUUUCCUCCAUGCCAGUAACGCCAGUUGGCGAAGACAACCAACGGCAGCUGCCGAAGCCCGACGUCCCCAGAGCAGCUUUCAGGACAGUCCGGUGUCGCCAACACUUCACACUACCACGAAAAGCACAGAUAACUGGCUAACGAAUGCCAAGUUUCAUGUGAGAGAUGGGGCGAGAAAAGGAGGCCACAGACGACCGGAAAACGACCCAUAAAGUCACCAAACUGAAGAGAUUUAACGACACUGAGAUAGCUGGAGCCGGAGGUGAUCCUAAUCAUAACAUUGCAAAGUCAACAAAAUCUACAGAGAAAACUCCUAAUGGAAAAGUCCAGAAGAAGCAGGUGAAACCACCACAGGCGGAGAAGCUGGACUCACCCAACAGUGCCAGAGAGCCAGAAGACAGCGACUUCACCACAAAGAAGACAGGAGUGAAAAGAAAACGAAUCAAAGAUGAGCCUGCCGAGUUUCCCACCAGUGACACACCAAACGGCACAAAUAAGAAAAAAAGCCAACAUUCAGUGGAAGAAGAAAAUGGUGAUGAGGCUCCAAAAAAGAAGACCAAAAAGAAAACGGAGGAGGGGGUGAAGAAAGAGGAAGAAGAGCAACCGGUCUCAAAAACGUCCAAAAAGACAAAGGAGGAGAUUAAGGAGGCAAGACUGUUGAAAAUGAAAAAGAAGGAAGAGGAGGAACAGAAUCGCUGGCGAUGGUGGGAGGAAGAGAAGUAUGAAGACGGGGUAAAAUGGAGGUUUCUGGAGCACAAAGGACCCUACUUUCCACCUGUGUACCAGCCUCUACCAGACGAUGUUCACUUCUACUACAGUGGUAAGCCGGUGAAGCUGAGCCUGGCAGCUGAGGAGGUGGCUGUGUUCUUCGGCCAGAUGUUGGAUCAUGAAUACACCACUAAAAAGGUUUUCCGGGAGAACUUCUUCAAAGAUUGGAGGCAGGAAAUGACGGCCGAGGAGAGAGUGCUGAUUCGACAUCUUGAAAAAUGUGAUUUUGGAGAGAUUCACGGGAUGCAUAAAGCCAAGGUAGAGGAGAGGAGGAACAUGAGCAAGGAAGACAAAUUGCUAUUAAAAGAGGCUAACCAGAAGAUAGUGGAGGAGUAUGGCUACUGUCUGUUGGACCACCACAGAGAACGUAUUGGCAACUUCAAGAUUGAGCCUCCAGGGCUGUUCAGGGGCAGAGGAGAGCAUCCUAAACAGGGCAUGCUGAAGAAAAGGAUCCAGCCUGAAGAUGUCAUCAUCAACUGCAGCAAAGAAUCGCACAUCCCUGUGCCUCCUGCUGGUCGUCGCUGGAAGGAGGUUCGACACGACAACUCUGUGACAUGGCUGGCCAGUUGGACUGAGAACAUCCAGGGGUCAAUUAAAUAUGUCAUGCUAAACGCCAACUCCAAACUCAAGGGAGAGAAGGACUGGGAGAAAUACGAGGUUGCUCGCAAACUUAAGACGUGUGUGGAUACCAUCCGUAAGCAGUACCUUGAAGAUAUGAGGUCCAGAGAGAUGCGUGUUCGACAAAGAGCUGUGGCUCUCUACUUUAUAGACAAGCUGGCGCUGAGAGCUGGUAAUGAAAAGGAGGAGGGAGAGACGGCGGACACAGUGGGCUGCUGCUCGCUACGUGUAGAGCACAUCACGCUCCACAAGGAGCUGGAUGGCAACACGUGUGUGGUGGAGUUUGAUUUCCUGGGUAAAGAUUCCAUUCGCUACUACAACAAGGUCCCUGUCAUCAGUAAGGUAUUUAAGAACCUUCAGCGUUUUAUGGAGAAUAAGGACCCUGGAGAUGAACUAUUUGACCGCCUCAAUACCAACUUAAUGAACAAGCAUCUGAGUGCCCUCAUGCCAGGUCUUACUGCAAAGGUCUUCAGGACAUACAAUGCCUCCAUCACGCUACAACAGCAACUCAAAGAGCUCACAAAUGGGUCUGACAAUGAAGCAGAGAAGCUGCUAUCCUACAACAGAGCGAACCGAGCGGUUGCAAUUCUCUGUAACCACCAGCGGGCGCCACCAAAGACCUUUGAGCAGUCGAUGGCUAACCUUCAGACCAAGAUUGAUGCCAGAAAAGUUCAGCUGGCUCUUGCCAAGACGGAGCUGAAGCAGGCUAAGAAGGAUUCCAAGGCGAAGGACAGCUCAGACUCCAAGUUGGCUAAACUAGUGGAGCGGAAGAAAGCAGCCGUGAAGCGCUGCGAGGAGCAGCUUCUGAAGCUGGAGGUGCAGGCCACUGACAGAGAGGAAAACAAACAGAUUGCACUGGGUACCUCAAAGCUUAACUACCUCGAUCCACGCAUCAGUGUGGCUUGGUGUAAAAGAAUGGGGAUACCUAUUGAAAAAAUCUACAAUAAGAGCCAAAGAGACAAGUUUGCCUGGGCCAUUGAGAUGACGGAGGCGGACUUUGAGUUCUGACUGCCCACUUGGACAUUAAUGCAAUAAACAACCGAUCUGCCAUAAUAUAAACUAAAGUGAUUCAUGUUACAUUUGUAACAUCUUGACAUGUCAUUUGUUGACAUUUCCAUGCAGUUUUAGGUCACAGUCAAGCUCCACUCUUUGACAGUUUUGUUUGCUGCUUUUCUGUUGGACACUUUGUCAUAUUGCUGUAUUUUGUGUUUGCAUUUAUUUGA